AUGUCAAGUCGAGGGUUCGGACAGUUUCUUCGGGAUGGUAACUUGAUACUGCCUGAACAGCCAAAUCAUGACGACUUUCUAACAGUCAUGGAAAAGGUGUUCAAGUGGUCUUGCCUCAUCGGAGUGCUUGGUUCCAAGAGACACGUCAAUUACGCAUGGAGUGGAUUCAUACUGCUUGUGUUGCUGUUCAUGGAGAGUCAAGCUAUAUGGAAGGUCAUUAAGGCACUCGCUGGAUGGGCUAUUGAUACUGCUGGUCAAAGAAGCGUCACAGCCCGUUUAGCAGGGACCAUCUUCUACACCAUAGCCAUCUUAUCUCUAGUGUUAUCAUCAAGACUAUACAGGUCUUGGGGACAGUUAUCAGCGUUAUGGGCCAGGGUCGAGAGGAUAAUGGCCGUCAAAGCCCCACCUGAUAAGACUUUGAAGAGGAGAAUGUAUUUCUUCAUUGGAUUUAUGAUUGUGUGUUCUUUGUUGGAACAUAUUAUGAGUGUUGUUUCUGCAAUAGGACUGGACUGCCCACCAGCUUUGAUAAUCAAGAGAUACGUUUUAAUUUCACAUGGUUUUAUGAUAUUGAGACAUGAGUACUCCGACUGGUACGCCCUGCCUCUAAUCUUCAUGAGCACUUUAGCCUCUUUACUGUGGAACUUCCAAGACGUACUGAUUGUCCUGAUCAGUAUGGGCCUUACUUCAAGGUAUGGUAGACUAAACCAGUGCUUGGCGAAAAUCUGUGCACUAGAGAGGAAGCAGAUGGAUUCAGAUAAAAAAAACGAAGCAACAAAAGUAUACGCAUGGCGCAAAUUAAGAGAAGCGUACGUGAAACAAGCUAUGUUAGUUCGCAAAGUGGACGAUGCCAUCGGAGGCAUCGUUAUACUCUCAUGCUUUUGCAACUUUUAUUUCAUAUGUUUGCAGUUAUUUUUGGGGAUUACUCAGAGCAAAGCCAGCGAGCCUAUCAAGACAGCCUACUACUUCAUGUCAUUGGGCUGGAUUUGCUUCAGAGUCAUCUGCGUUGUGCUAGCUGCCUCCGACAUCAACGUCCACUCCCGAUUAGGUCUCAAAUACAUCUACACUCAUGACAGUCAUAGUUACAAUAUUGAGAUGGGACGUCUGCAACACCAGCUGUCGAAAGACUAUGUAGCUCUGAGCGGCAAGGGAUUUUUCUAUUUGAGCAAAAGUAUUUUGCUUCAGAUGGCUGGCGCGAUAAUCACUUACGAACUUAUGUUGAUUCAGUUUGACGACCAAGGGACUGAUGAUGUUCAGCUGAAUUUGACUAAAAAUGCUAUUGGAGUAUAG
This is a messenger RNA of Helicoverpa armigera (cotton bollworm), 1287 nucleotides long. RefSeq names its product gustatory receptor for sugar taste 64a. Gene Ontology annotation, molecular function: taste receptor activity. Lineage: Eukaryota; Metazoa; Arthropoda; Insecta; Lepidoptera; Noctuidae. The transcript is spliced from 9 exons. Bases 1 to 1287 code for a protein of 428 amino acids. Gene Ontology annotation, cellular component: membrane. Gene Ontology annotation, biological process: sensory perception of chemical stimulus; detection of chemical stimulus involved in sensory perception of taste. The record is from RefSeq and is a predicted model, not a curated record.